Sinocyclocheilus rhinocerous is the source of this 1609-nucleotide messenger RNA. RefSeq names its product cytochrome P450 2J2-like. Gene Ontology annotation, molecular function: oxidoreductase activity, acting on paired donors, with incorporation or reduction of molecular oxygen, reduced flavin or flavoprotein as one donor, and incorporation of one atom of oxygen; iron ion binding; heme binding. The coding region runs from base 96 to 1589 and encodes 497 amino acids. Gene Ontology annotation, cellular component: intracellular membrane-bounded organelle; cytoplasm. Gene Ontology annotation, biological process: xenobiotic metabolic process. The record is from RefSeq and is a predicted model, not a curated record. The transcript is spliced from 11 exons. NCBI's taxonomy places the organism in Eukaryota, Metazoa, Chordata, Actinopteri, Cypriniformes, Cyprinidae.
CGGUCGCCUGCAGCUGUCAUUUGAGCUGCUUUGCGUUUAUAUUUCCACGGCCGUUCAUUUUUUGUAUUAAUAAACAGAGUGCUCUAUCAGUAAGCAUGGCAUCAGUGCUGUCACAGCUGAUGGGUCAGUGGAUGGAUGUUCAGGGUCUCCUGAUAUUUCUGUGUGCGCUGCUGCUGGUGAAACACCUGCGAGAUGUUCUUACAAACAACAUGCCGCCAGGACCCUUCCCUCUGCCUUUGGUUGGGAACUUUAUAAAUAUAGGCUUUAGUGAUCCACUUGGCGCCUUUCAGAGGAUUGCUGAGAGGUAUGGAGAUGUGAGCACACUGUAUCUGGGAAACAAACCGUGCAUACUGCUUACUGGAUACGAGAGUUUCAAAGAGGCGUUUGUGGAGCAGGCGGACAUCUUCACAGACCGGCCGUACUUCCCUAUAGUUGACAAGCUCAGUAAAGGGAAAGGUCUGAUUAUGUCCAGCGGACACAUGUGGCGUCAGCAGAGGCGUUUUGCUCUGGCAACUCUCAAGUACUUUGGUGUGGGGAAGAAAACUCUAGAAAACUUCAUCCUGCAGGAGUGUCGCUUUCUCUGUGACUCUAUACAGACUGAACGAGGUUUGCCCUUCGACCCUCAGCAUUUUGUGACGGAUGCUGUGGCUAAUAUAAUCUGUGGGUUGGUGUUUGGUCACAGGUUUGAGUAUGAUGACCAUAAUUUUCAUCUGAUGCAGAAGUAUUUAGAUGAAUUCCUACAGCUUCCCAUCUCGAACUGGGGUCGGUUAUAUAAUCAGUUUCCCACCCUCAUGUCGAUGCUGCCAGGAAAACACCAGACGGCAUUCGCCAGCAUAUCUAAACUUAAGCCCUUCCUGCAGGAGGAAAUCAGAAAACACAAGGAGGAGAGAGACCCGUCCAACCCCAGAGACUACAUCGACUGUUAUCUGGAAGAGAUCGAGAAGUGUAAGGACAGUGAGGCGGAGUUCACUGAGGACAACCUGAUGUACUGUGUGGUGGAUCUGUUUGGAGCAGGAACAGAAACCACCUCUAACACACUCAGAUGGGCCUUACUCUUCAUGAUCAAGUACCCAGAAGUACAAGAGAAAGUCCAGUCUGAGAUCGAUCAGGUGAUUGGACAGACACGCCAACCACUGAUGGAUGACCGAACAAAUCUGCCGUACACCUACGCGGUGAUGCAUGAAAUCCAGAGGUUCGCCAACAUUGUUACCUUCACGCCUCCCAGAAUGGCCAACAAGGACACGACAGUGGGAGGACGUCUCAUCCCGAAGGGUGUGGUAGUGAUGCCAUUGCUGAAGUCAAUCCUACAGGAUAAGAAUGAGUACAGCACUCCGUAUGAAUUCAAUCCUGCUCACUUUCUGGAUGAAAAUGGCAAAUUUUUGAAGAAAGACAGUUUCAUCCCAUUUUCAAUAGGUAAGAGGAUGUGUCCAGGAGAGCAGCUCGCUCGAAUGGAGCUCUUCCUCUUCUUCACGUCUCUGAUGCAGUGUUUCACCUUCCUGCCUCUUGAGGGACAAACGUUGAGUCUGAAAGGAACUAUCAGUGUCUCAUCUGGUCCUGAACCCUUCCAGAUACGUGCUGUGCCUCGAUAGUGUAGAUUUUAAUCAGUCAA